Messenger RNA from Penaeus monodon (black tiger shrimp), 1180 nucleotides. RefSeq names its product serine/threonine-protein phosphatase 4 regulatory subunit 3A-like. Gene Ontology annotation, cellular component: endoplasmic reticulum membrane; nucleoplasm; protein phosphatase 4 complex. Gene Ontology annotation, molecular function: protein phosphatase activator activity. The record is from RefSeq and is a predicted model, not a curated record. Gene Ontology annotation, biological process: DNA damage response; protein dephosphorylation. Lineage: Eukaryota; Metazoa; Arthropoda; Malacostraca; Decapoda; Penaeidae.
AUGACUGCAAAGGGAUCCCCAGAUGCUGACACCAUCAUCUACUUCACCAAGCCUGUGGGCACUGGCUCAGACCUACCUGCUGGUAAGCUUGUAGAGUUCCUGGUGGGCUUCACAAACAAUGGGGACAAAGACUUCAUCUUGGAUGCCAUUGAUGCCUCCUUCCGUUACCCUAUGGACUUUAACUUCUACAUCCAGAACUUUACUGCCAUCCCCUACAACCGUGCUGUUAAGCCACGUCAGGAAGCCACAGUUAUGUACUCCUUCUACCCUGCCGAAGCCUUUGCUGGUCGUCCCCUUGGCUUGACUGUCAACCUUGCCUACCAUGAUGCUGAUGGCAACGUGUUUGUUGAUCCAGUAUUCAACCAGACUGUGAACAUUGUUGAGGUCGAUGAGGGAAUGGACGGAGAGACAUUCUUCCUCUACAUCUUCAUGCUUGCCUUUGCUGUGCUGCUGCUUGUGGCUGGCCAUCACUUUCUCUCCUCAUUCGGUCGCAGGCGAGGUGGCAAGAGGCACACCGUUGAAAUGGGUACCAAGAAGAGCAACAGUGUUGACUAUGACUGGCUACCCAAGGAACUCCUCAGUGAGAUCAAGAAGAGCCCACGUCAGUCUCCCAGGCAGCGGAAGGCAGCCCGUGAAACUAAUUCUAAGUAAGCCUAUGGAGUUGACCUCGAAGGACACCCAAGUAGCUGUCCUAGAGGAAGAUCCUGAUGAACAGCAGAGUUACCAUCAUUCCUGCUGUGAAAUGAGUGGAAGGCGGCACCCACCAAUUCCCGUGGUGGAGAGCCCAGGUGAUUAUCCACUCUGGGUCAUGAUUUCUCUUGACCAAGAUGUGUGGCUCUUAUUGAUGAAAUGUAUGUUUUUUUCGUCUGACAAUCAAAACCUUGUCCAUGUCUGGCCACCAGAAACACUGAGAAACAACUGUAAGCAAGAUGACAUAGGAAUUACUAUACUAACAGCCCCCAGAGUUAUCUUCAGGUAAGGUGACUAACAACGGGAAAGGUCCACAUUAACACUGUGCUGUUAGACGUCAUAUCGAAAGAUUCCUUUGGGGGCAGAAUUUCAGCAUUCUUUGGUUGUGGAUGUUUGCUGUAAAAGAAAAAUGGAAGUAAUGUCUUUGUUGCUAUUUAUGUACGAAAGAAAGCAGAUGGACCAAUAAAACUUGCUGAAUCAGUGUUCAUUG